Punica granatum (pomegranate) is the source of this 842-nucleotide messenger RNA. The record is from RefSeq and is a predicted model, not a curated record. NCBI's taxonomy places the organism in Eukaryota, Viridiplantae, Streptophyta, Magnoliopsida, Myrtales, Lythraceae.
CUAACAUAACCUCUGGCAGAUAGAGAGAGAGAGAGAGAGAGAGAGGGAGGAGGAAGAACGAAGAGGAAGGAGAUGGCGCAGCCCGGCGAGGAAGAGAACGAUGAGUUCUACGUGAGGUACUACGUCGGGCACAAGGGCAAGUUUGGGCACGAGUUCCUCGAGUUCGAGUUCAGGCCCGAUGGCAAGCUCCGCUACGCCAACAACUCCAAUUACAAGAAUGACAUCAUGAUCCGCAAGGAGGUCUGGCUCACCCCCGCCGUCAUCCGCGAGUGCCGCCGCAUCAUCUCCGACAGCGAGAUCAUGAAGGAAGAUGAUAACAGCUGGCCGGAACCCGACCGCGUGGGUCGACAAGAACUUGAGAUUGUUAUGGGAAAUGAACAUAUUUCCUUCACAACUUCGAAGAUUGGGUCCCUUGUCGAUGUGCAGAGUAGUAAGGAUCCUGAAGGGCUUCGAAUCUUCUACUAUCUUGUUCAGGACUUAAAGUGUUUUGUGUUCUCGCUUAUCUCGCUUCACUUCAAGAUUAAGCCAAUAUGAUCGAGUUUCUUCCGCUCCUUCUAUGUCAGACAUUGUGAGGUUUUGGGGUAGCUUCUCGAUCAAUUUUUUAUGCCUGCCUGGAAUGGGAUGCAUCGGUUUGGGUGAUAGUACCUCUAGUGUAUUUGAUUGAGUUUUGAUCCUUCUGAGCUGUUAACUGCUUGACCCGCGAACUAAAUAUUGACUUCUUUUGUUAAUGGAGGUCUGAGAUCUUUCUGGGCAUUUUCUAUCUCUGGCUAUGAUUGUAUAGAUUAAGUUCCAUUGUAUCAUACUCGAACCAAAUUUUUGAAUAAUUUGCAGAAAUCUUUUAA